AUGGUACAAAAUUAUCAUCAUUAUAUUGUAAUUGUAGCUGAUAGCAUUGCUUCACGAAUUAUCCCAAAAUGUCAGUUCAAUUUCAAAGCAACAGCUCAAAAUCCGAUCGAAUAUAAGUAUGGUCCACGAGCUGUCACCAUGGGCGACUUCAAUAAUGAUACUUGGUUAGAUAUUGUGGUUGCCAAUUAUGACGCUGACAAUAUAGCCAUAUAUUUUGGACAUGGUGAUGGUACCGUAGCAAACCCAAUCAAGAUUUCUACUGGUAAGGGCUCUGCUCCGUAUAUGAUUGCCGUUGGCGAUUUUGACAAUGAUCAUCGACCGGAUGUUGCUAUCGCAAAUUUCGGCACCAAUAGUAUCGAUAUACUUCUUGGAUUUCAAAACGAAUCUUUCGCAAACCAAAUAUUUCUAUCCACUGAAUCAUCUCGUCCAGUUUGGAUUCAUGCAGCAGAUCUCAACAAUGACUCAGCAGUAGAUCUUGUCACUGCUAAUUAUGGGACACACAGUGUUAGCAUAUUUUAUGGGAAUGGAGAUGCAACCUUUUCAAACUCAAGUAAUUAUUCUACAGGCUAUGAUUCUUUCCCAUUAGCAGUCGUUAGUGGCGAUUUCAACAACGACAAACAGAUAGAUCUUGCUAUCGCCAAUUAUGGUACUAAUAAUGUUGGUAUACUCUUUGGAACUAGUAAUCGUACUUUCACAAACCAAUUCACCAUCUUAACUGGCCCUAAUUCAAACCCGUAUUCGCUUGCCGUUGGCUAUUUCAAUGGAGACAUGAUCCUAGACAUUGCUGUCACCAAUUAUGGAAAUGACAGUAUAGGUGUACUUCUGGGAUAUGGCAACGGAGCGUUUAUGAGUCAAAUGACAUAUUCCCUUCCUAAUGCUUCUCCAUAUGCUAUUGGCAUUGGUGACUUCAACAACGACAAUCGAAUGGACUUAGUAGUCACCAAUAAUGGCUCUUACAAUAUAGCUUUACUUGCCGGAUAUGGCAACGGUACCUUUGCGAGCCCAACAAUGUAUUCAACUGGAUCUUCUUCAUCAAUCUCCGUUACCAUAGAUGACUUGAACAAAGACAAUCGCUCAGACAUUGUCUUUAUCAGCAAUGAUACAAACACCAUAGGCAUUAUGGUUGACUAUGACGAAUUUUUUCCGAUUCAAAAGACGUAUUCAACAGGCAGAGAGCCAUACUCUAUAGAAGUUGGCGAUUUUAAUAACGAUAGUCAUCUAGACAUCGUCACUGCUAAUAACAAUGAGAACACUGUAAGUGUCCUUCUUGGAUAUGGAAAUGGCUCGUUUGCAAAUCAAACAAAAUAUCCAACUGGCUUCGGACCACAAUCUGUAGCUGUUGGUGAUUUUAACAACGAUACUCAUCUGGACAUCGUCGUAGCCAAUACAAAUAACAACACUGUAAGUGUACUUCUCGGAUAUGGUGAUGGCUCUUUUUCAAAUCAAACGAAAUAUUUGACUGAAGCCAGCCCAAUCUUUGUAGCAGUUGGUGAUUUUAAUAAUGACACCAGACUUGAUAUCGUCACCGCCAAUUCUGGUGACAACACUGUAAGUGUACUUCUCGGAUAUGGUGAUGGCUCUUUUGCAAAUCAAACAAUAUAUUCAACUGGCUCUCAACCAUUUUCUGUAGCUGUCGGUCAUUUUAACAAUGAUACUCAUCUGGAUAUCGUCGUUGCUAAUUAUGAUGGCAACACUGUAAGUGUUCUUCUUGGAAAUGGUGAUGGCUCUUUUUCAAAUCAAGUUCCGUAUUCAAGUGGCUCUGGACCAGUCUCUGUAGCUGUUGGUGACUUAAAUAACGACAACGUCCUGGAUAUCGUCGUAGCCAAUACGAAUGACGCCACUACAUAUUCUACUGACUCUCAACCAACAUCAGUAGCUGUUGGUGACUUUAAUAAUGACACCAGACUUGAUAUCGUCACCACCAAUUUUGGUGGCAACAAUGUAAGUGUACUUCUAGGAAAUGGUGAUGGUUCUUUUGCUAAUCAUACGACAUAUUUAACCGGCUCCGGCCCAGACGCUGUCGCUGUUGGUGAUUUUAACCACGAUACUCAAACGGAUAUUGCCGUUAUCAAUUUUAAUUACAACACUGUGAGUAUACUACUUCGAUAUGACAGAGGUGCUCUGAAAGAGAAAGUCACGUUUGCUACUAGCGAUGGUUCGCGUUUGCGAAGCUUUGCCGUUUUUGAUUUCAAUAAUGACAAUGUAUUGAAUAUCGCCGUGGCUAAUUAUGGCACUGAUAACAUAGGCAUCAUUCUUAGAUAUGAGAAUGGUACUUUUGGAAAGCAAAUGGUGCUCUCAACAGGCUUAAAUUCUCAUCCGUACUCAAUCGCUAUUUAUGAUUUCAAUAGAGACGAUCGAGUAGACAUAGCCGUGGCCAAUUAUGGCGCUAAAAAUCUUGUUACAUUUCUGGAAAAUGAGAAUGGAGCAUUUGAAAAUCAAGCAAGUUACGGUAUAGACUUCGAUUUCUCUCCGGUGGCGAUUGGUACUAGUAGUUUGAAUCAACAUGAGCGUUCAGAAAUUUUCGUUGCAUAUGAGGAUAUCGAUCAUAUAGAUGUGUACACUACAUACAACCUUGGAACUUUUGGUCAUGACAUUAAAUAUUCAACUGCUACUUGGCCUAACUCCCUAGCUCUGGGUGAUUUUAAUAAAGAUACUUAUCAGGAAAUCGUCGUUACUAAUAUGGGAAGCAAUACUAUCGGUGUUCUUCUUGGGUAUGGUGAUGGUUCUUUUGCAAAGCAAACGCAAUAUUCCACUGGUUCCUGGCCGUGGUCUGUAGAUGUCGGUGACUUUAACAACGACACUCAUCUGGAUAUUGUCGUAGCUAAUACAAAUGAAAACACUGUAAGUAUACUUCUCGGAUAUGGUAAUGGCUCUUUUGCAAAUCAAACGAAAUAUCCAACUGGCUCUGGGCCACGCUCUGUAGCUGUUAGUGAUUUUAACAACGAUACUCAUCUGGACAUCGUCGUAGCUAAUACAAAUAACAACACUGUAAGUGUACUUCUCGGAUAUGGCGAUGGCUCUUUUUCAAAUCAAACGAAAUAUUUGACUGACGCUAGCCCAGUUUCUGUGGCAGUUGGUGAUUUUGACGGCGACACUCAUCUGGACAUCGUCACUGCUAAUUACGUUGCGAACACUGUAAGUAUACUUCUCGGAUAUGGUAAUGGCUCUUUUGCAAAUCAAACAAAAUAUCCAACUGGCUCUUUCCCAAUAUCUGUGAGUGUUGGUGAUUUUAACAACGACACCCAAUUAGAUAUUGUCGUUGCUAAUAGCGCUGAUAACACUGUAAGUAUCCUUCUCGGAUAUGGCAAUGGUUUUUUUGCUAAUCAAACGACAUAUUUAACGGGUACUGGCCCACAAGCUGUCGCUGUUGAUGAUUUUAACAACGACAACAAACUAGAUAUUGUCGUUACUAACUGGGACGAUGGUACCAUGAGUAUUUUGCUUGGACAUGGUAAUGGUGUUUUUGAAAAACAAAUGAUAUAUUCCACUGGCAUUAGUCCUUCUUCCGUAGCUGUUGGUAAUUUUAAUAAGGACACCCAAUUGGAUAUCGUUGUCAGUAAUGGAAAUGGAAAAAGUGUUAGUGUAUAUCUCGGAUAUCCAAAAGAAGGUUUCUUCAACCAAAUGAGACUUAUAACUGGCAAUGGAUCUCGCCCCAAGUCGUUUGCUAUUGGAGAUUUCAACAAGGAUGGUCAAAUGGAUGUUGCAGUGGCGAAUUCAGGCACGAACAAUAUCGGUAUUUUUCUGAGAUAUGACAAUGGUUCUUUCGCAAAUCAAAUAACCUAUUCAACUAGAUUUUCACCGUGGUCAAUAGCUAUUGGUGACUUCAACGACGAUAUGAUACUUGAUAUCGUUGUUGCAAACCGUGAUAGUAACAAUGUUGGUGUGUUUCUUGGACAUAGAAAUGGAUCUUUUUCAAGUCAAAAGGUGUUUAUGACUGGCUUUAACUCUCAACCAAACAUGGUUGCCGUUAGCGAUUUCAAUAAUGACACUUUGCUGGACAUAAUUGUUACGAAUUAUGGUACAAACGAUAUAGGUGUAUUGCUGGGUUAUGGAAAUGGCUCGUUUGCAAAUGUCAAGUUGUUUUCGACUACCUAUGGAACUCAUCCAUUCUCAAUUGCUGUUGGUGAUUUAGACGGCGAUAGAAAGUUGGAUUUCAUCGUGGCUAAUGAAGGUGCUGAGAAUUUAAAUACUUUUUUACAAACUUGCUAA
Rotaria sp. Silwood1 is the source of this 4209-nucleotide messenger RNA. The record is from the annotation of a GenBank genome assembly. NCBI's taxonomy places the organism in Eukaryota, Metazoa, Rotifera, Eurotatoria, Philodinida, Philodinidae.